Messenger RNA from Dracunculus medinensis (Guinea worm), 891 nucleotides. Lineage: Eukaryota; Metazoa; Nematoda; Chromadorea; Rhabditida; Dracunculidae. The record is from the annotation of a GenBank genome assembly.
AUGUUCGCAUUCUUAAUGUUUUGUCGUGCAAAUCUUGUGGAGCGUUAUCGAGCUCUGUUUGUUCUAAGAAAUCUCGCAGAUGAUCGAGCUGUCCACUGGAUGGCGAAAUGUUUUGAUGAUACAUCAGCUUUAUUAAAACAUGAAGUAGCCUAUUGCCUUGGCCAAACGAAUAAUUUAACCGCAUUGCCUAUCCUUAAAACAGUUUUACAGGAUGAAAACCAAGAAAUAAUCGUUCGUCACGAGGCCGCUGAAGCUUUGGGAGCUAUAGGCGAUGAGUCUUCUGUCGCUAUAUUGCAGAAAUACGCGUAUGAUAAGCAACAAGAAUUGUUGGAGACAUGUCAGCUAGCACUGAAAAGAAUUGAAUGGCGGCUUGAACAGAAAGCAAUAGGAAAAGAUUUCAUUGACAGGAGCCCUUAUAAUUCAAUUGACCCAGCACCUGCUGCCGAAGAAAAUGAUGUUGAAUUGUUGGGGCAAUUGCUUUUGAAUCCAACCAAAUCGCUAUGGGAACGAUAUAGGGCCAUGUUUGCGCUACGAAAUAUUAAUACUGAUAAAUCUAUUGCAACUUUGGCUAAAGGGCUGCAGUGCAAAGAUAGCGCAUUGUUUCGACAUGAGGUUGCUUAUGCAUUAGGACAAGUAGCGUCCAAUGUUGCAUUCGAACAAUUGCGAUUAGGUUUGGAAAAUAUUGAUGAGAAUCCAAUGGUACGCCAUGAAUGUGCGGAAGCAUUGGGUUCGAUUGGUUCUCCUGACUGUGAAGCGCUGUUGACGAAAUUUCUCUGUGAUAAAGAGCAUGUUGUUAGAGAAAGUUGUGUUGUUGCAUUAGAUAUCGCCGAAUAUCGGAAUAGCGAUGAUAUUGGUUAUAUUGUGGAUUCAACAGCGGAAUCACCUUCGUGA